AUGAGCUAUGAGGGAGGAUUAUUUCGAUAUAGAUAUUACGUUUAUGCCAUAUCCAUUUUCCUACCUAUAUUACUUGCAUCCUUAGCAUUCAUCAAUGGCAUCGGGUAUGAACCAUUAACGAAUUGGUGCUACAUGCCGACACGUCCACUUUGGUGUAGACUUGUAUUAAGCUGGAUUCCUCGCUACUUGAUUAUCAUCACAAUUUUCGUUAUAUAUGGUUGUGUCUAUCGCCAUGUAACAAAGCAGUAUAGUAAUGUCAGAAAUACGAUGAUGGGAACUGAUGAAGCGGAGCACGAGACUACUUCGACAUGGAAAAGGUUUUACAAAGCCUUGGGAUUUGUGCUAUUUUUGAAUGUCAUUUUAUCCGACUCCCUGAAAAAGGACGAUAAUGAUACUCCUAUAAAUGAAGAGCAACAACCGUCAAAUUUUGUCAAUGAUUCGUCUCGUGAAAAUCAAUCAAGUGAAACGCCUAUAAACAACAAUCAUAAUUUGAUACAAGGCAACCUUAAUGAAGACACAUUGCAACAAUUUAAAAGGCGACAAGUACAGGUUGAACGACAAAUGAAAACAAUAUUUAUUUAUCCAGUCUCCUACAUUUUUUUAUGGAUAUUCCCAUUGAUUGUCCACGCUUUUGAUUUCAAAUAUGGUCUUUCCAGAAAACCAAUAGUAUGGCUAAACUCAAUUUCUGCGUUUAUGCAACCUUUCAAUUGUACUGUUGAUACUGUUGUAUUUUUUAUCAGAGAAAAACCCUGGAAGAUUAUAACAAGUAAAGUAGAUGUUUCACCAACUGAAAAGUAUACAUAUUCUCGUUGGAGACACUUCAUAUCUUUCCUACCCUUAUUUUCGUUACCCAGAUCACAUAAUACUCAACAAGCAGAACUUAAAGAUUUCCCAGAUUUUGCAUUAGAUAAUUCUUUCAGUGAUUCCACCUUCCACGACUACUCGAAAAUUCUUUCAGAUACAGGCCAUGUGGAUGUCAAUAUGGCUCAGUCAACUCGUAAUAAACUUAAUAUUAAUAACAACAAUGCUUCUAUAUCACCUAAUAAGUAUCUGCAAGAUGAGAAUAAUCUUGAACACAAUAAUUCUGAUGAAGAACUCCCCGAUGAGAUGGAUUUUACCGAGUUUUUAAAAAUGGGACCGAUACGGUAG
Messenger RNA from Debaryomyces tyrocola, 1149 nucleotides. The record is from the annotation of a GenBank genome assembly. NCBI's taxonomy places the organism in Eukaryota, Fungi, Ascomycota, Pichiomycetes, Serinales, Debaryomycetaceae.